UUUAGUUUUUUCGAAGUAAUAAAUAUUUUCUUUAUCAAUCCCUUUAACCCUAAUUUUUUAACCCUAAUUUGCAGCACUUGCAGUAUUGUCUUCGCCAUUGCCGAGGCUUCUCGAACAAGUUGCAGGGGCUUACUGUACUUUGUUUGAGUGCAUUUGCAUUAAGAUGGAUGGAGCUUGUUGAUGGAAUUGCAGAAGGUGGUACAUUGUUGCGGUGUGUCGUGAGUUUCGUGAAAUUUGUUGUCGGAUCUUGCGAGGUACAUUAGCGACAUGGAAACUGAUGAACUUAUGGAAAUGAUGGUGCCGAUGGGGCACCUGAAUGCUAUUAAGUUUGAGUUUAUGACCAGAGAAGAUAUAGAAAAGUUUUCAGUUUUAUCGAUAAGUAACACCAGUGGUGUAACUGAUCCUCAGUUAGGGCUUCCUACCCCUGACCGCAAAUGUUCCACAUGUGGUGCAUCUGAUAAUCUCAAUUGUGAUGGUCACUUUGGGGACAUUGAAUUGCCAGCCACCAUAUAUAAUCCAUAUCUUGUUCAUGCACUUGUGCAAAUUUUGAAUAAUAUUUGUCCAGGGUGCAAAUCAAUUCGACAGAAAAAGGGGAAGAAAUUGAAAAUGUUGGAUAAAGGAGAUUGCAAGUAUUGUGCUAAAAAGGGCUUCAAUGAAAAACAGUGGUAUCCCUCACUGAAGUUUAAGGUUGUGACAAGGGAUUUCUCUGGAAAGAAAUGUUUGUCUAUUAUGAUGGAAGUGGACCCACGGCUGCCAGCCAAGUUUCAUGGAAAGGCUUUGAACGAGUUGCUACCUGAUGAUUACUGGGAGUUCAUCCCAAAUGGACUGAAUUUUUUGGAGUCAUCUGGAAAGAGGAUCCUUUCACCUUACCAGGCAUAUACUUUAUUGGAAUCUCUGGAUCCAGGGGCCUUUUCUAAAUAUGCUCCAAGGAGGCAAUCUUUGUUUCUGAAUUCAGUUCCAGUUACUCCAAAUCAUCACCGAGUGAUGGAGUCUAAGAACCUCUUUACUGAUGGACCCCACAUAAUGCCUGACAACCGCACAAUGGCUUUGAAAAAACUAAUCAGUGCUUCCAAUCAACUGUUAUUUAUGGGUAACCUGGUUACCACUCGCGGAAAUUUGGUUCUCGAUUAUUUUAAGGAGUCAAAGUUUGGCGGUAAGAAGCUUUGGAAAGCAGUGGCUAAUGGUGGUUCGUCUAGUUCAAAAUGGUUUAAAGAUACUGUUCUUGGUAAAAGAACAAAUUAUGCAUUUCGAAUGACUGUUGUUGGUGAUCCAAAAAUUAAAUUGGGUGAAAUUGGGUUCCCACGUGAUAUUUCAGAAAAUUUGAUGAUCCCACAGCAUGUAAAUUUGUUUAACUUGAAGAUGUUGACCUCUUGUGCAUAUUCCAUUCUCCAACAAAAGACUGUUUUUUAUGUAAGACGAAAAGGUGAUCUUGUGCCUGUUAAACAUCCAUAUGAUCUGGAGGUUGGUGAUGUGAUAUAUAGGAAUUUAAGAGAUGGGGAUCUUUUGAUGAUUAAUCGACCUCCAUCAGUUCAUCAGCACUCCUUGAUUGCUUUCACUGUUAGGGUACUUAACAUGAAAUCUGUCAUUUCAAUUAAUCCCCUCUGUUGCUCUCCUUUCUUUGGUGAUUUCGAUGGAGACUGUCUUCAUGGAUUUGUUCCUCAAUCCAUUGACAAUAGAGUAGAACUACAAGAGCUUAUGACUUUACAUCACCAACUAUUGAAUGGGCAAGAUGGUCUGCCACUGGUUUCACUGAGUCAUGAUAGUCUCACUGCUGCAUAUUUGGUCACAAGAAAUGACGAGUUCCUUGAUCAAUUUCAAAUGCAGCAGUUACAAAUGUUUUGUCCAUCUGAGUUACCUAUUCCAGCAAUUUGUAAAUCACCUUUAUCGCGUGGUCCUCUUUGGACUGGACAUCAAUUCUUUAGCAUGUUUCUUCCUAAAUCUCUUGAUUAUCAAUAUGUUUCCAAUGGGGUUCUAAUUUCUGAGGGUGAAUUGCUUACCACUUCUGGAGAAUCACGUUGGCUACAAAAUUCAAACGAGGGCAUUUUCUUUGCCAUUGUAAAACAUGUUCCUCUUAAAGCUCUCAGCUAUCUACAUUCUGCACAGGAAGCUCUCUGUGAGUGGAUGAUGAUGAGAGGUUUUACUGUGUCUUUUUUGGAUAUCUCUCUCGCAUCUAAUUUGUAUUCUCGAGAAAAAAUGGUUGAUGAGAUUAGAUGUGCGGUGCAAGAAGCCAAGCGCUUGGCUCGUGUCAUGCAAUUGACUACAGAAUAUCUUAAAAAGAAAUCAGGUAUGGAUUAUCCUGAAGAUUAUUAUUCGAACAGGAUCCCGACUGGUUUUAACGAGCAAUCUGGACGUGCAUUUAGGGAUGUUUACUUUGAUAUUCUAAGGCUAAUCCCUGAAUAUGGCAGUAAGAACAAUUCGUUGUUGGCAAUGACAUCAGCUGGAAGCAAGGGGUCCAUACAAAAACUUGUUGAGCAAUCUAUGUGCCUUGGCUUACAAAUAUCAAGGAACUCGUUAUCUUUCGGCACACAUGAGCUCAAUCAGGGCCAUGUUUCUUGUACAAUAGUUGAGACCUCAUUCUUAGAUGGACUGAACCCAUUCGAGUGUCUAGUGCAUGCUUCAUCUAGUCGGGGAAAUUGUUUCAGUGACAGUGCUGAUGUUCCCGGGACUUUGACUCGUAAGCUUAUGUUUUUCUUGCGAGAUUUAUGUCUUGCAUAUGAUGGAACUGUGAGAAGUGCUUAUGGGAAUCAAGUUAUACAGUUCUCUUAUGGUAACUCAGAUGGAAAAGUGGAUGUUAAUUGUGAUAAACCCCAAGACCUAUCUCCUGAGAGUGCAUGGUGUGAUGCCCCUGUUGGUGGUCUACCUGUUGGGUCUUUGGCUGGUUGUGCUAUCUCAGAAGCUGCAUAUAGUGCAUUGGAUCACCCUCUUGGACUAUCAGGAACAUCUCCACUCUUAGAUCUAAAGCUGCUGGUUAAUCACUAUUCUCCAUAUCAUCUUAAAAUAAUCAAUAUUCCCUUUGAAAACGAGUGGUUGGGAAGGCUACAGAGACAGGUUAUAAUGGUCUUCAAUAGUCAAAGAGAUGUUGGAGAGGCCAGGACUUGUUCUGAAUUGGAUGCAAGAAGUCCUAUCGAUUGGGCAGUGCAAGGAGCAUUGUUCCGUAAUGGAACUGUAAAAGCUGGAUACAAAUGCCUGGCUUCAAACUCUGAGGAUAAUUACAACAUGGGAUCAAAUAUCAGUCCUUGGGUUUGUCAGAUUCAUGUCUGCAAGGAAAAAAUGAGGGCUAGAGGAUUGUCGAUAGGGCUACUUGUAGAUGCUCUUGUUCGUAAUUAUGACUCCUGCACUAGAGGGGUUAGACAUUUUGUCCUUCCCAAGUUGCACAUAUUUCAUGGGUAUGGUGUUUUCUCCUUUGAUGGGGAUGAUAACCCUGGAACAAUUUCUAUUGGGGUGGCAAUGGAAGUUCUUGCAGAUUUUCCAAACCCACUGAAUAUAAUGCGAGACUUGAUUAUUCCGCUCCUUCUACGGACUGUUAUUAAAGGGUUCGAGGAGAUAAAAAAAGUGAUGAUUUUCUGGAAAGAUCACCCUAGGACAUCGAGUUUGAAAAGAGGUCAUUCUGGUGAACUCUUUUUGAAGGUUGCCAUGUCAGAGAAAUGUAAGCCAGGGAGACUCUGGAGUAUUCUGCAAAAAAGAUGCGAUGCUAUAGCUAAGCUGAUUGACUGGCAACGUAGUCACCCUGAUAGCUUGCAGAAUAUCUGUAAUGCUUUUGGGAUUGAUUCUGCAUGGAAGUACUAUUUUGAGAAUGUGCACUCUGUUCUGUCUGGUAUGGGGAAGAAGGUGCACAGAGAGCAUCUACUUAUUGCCGCUAAUUGUCUAUCAGUAACUGGAGAGUUCCAUGGUUUAACUUUGAAAGGCAUAAAAAAGCAUCGGAGUCAAAUGUCAAUUACAACACCAUUUAUGCAAGCCUGUUUUGCUAGCCCAAGUGAAUCUUUCCUCCAAGCUGCAAAAACUGGUGCAGAAGAUAGACUUCAUGGACCUCUAGAUGCUUUGGCCUGGGGAAAGAAAGCUUGCAUUGGGACACAUGGGAGUUUUGACAUACUAUUUAAUGAUAAUGAUCAGAAAGCUGCUCCAUGUGAGUUGGGAGAUGGAACCUUGUCAUGUGAUCCUUAUGAGGUGAUCCUUGGAGCGGAGAUAGGUGAACUAGGAUAUCGAGAUGCUGGUAUCGGAUCAGUAGGAUCCAAUGAUCCAAGCGACCAAACAAAUUCAAAUACCAAAAUGUUCAAGCCCUGGUAUGAUAUCAUGGAAAUGCGUAAAUCACUACGUUCCAUUUUGCGCAAAUACAAAAUGGGUGAAUUUUUGAAUGAAGAGGACGAACCCAUUGUGAUGAAGGCCUUAGAUUUCCAUCCUAGAAAGGAUAAAAAAUUGGGCACUGGUGUUCACAGAAUUAAGGUUGGGCAUAACCCCUCAUAUCCUCAAUCAGAAUGUUUUGUGGUGGUAUGGGAAGAUGGAUCUGAAGUUGACUUCUCAUAUCGGAAGUGUGUUCCUGGUGGUAUGGGAAGAUGGAUCUGAAGUUGAUUUCUCAUAUCGGAAGAGUGUUACUACUCGUGCUGAGCUUCUUUCAGCUGCUAUUGCAUUUGAGUUUUGGAGUCGAUUUUGUCACUAAAGGCAGCAUUGAAUCAAAGCAGUUACCUUAUUUGGUCCAACUCAAAAACAUAAUUGAAAGUAUAUUCUUCUGCUUCAUGUACUAGGAAUCGUUCUUUUUGUAAGUCACUGGUGGUAAUCAAAUCUGUGGCUUUGUGAUGCAAUUUGUCAACACCGUAACCAUGAAGCUAGGUGCCUGAAAUAGGAACCUUUAAUAUCUUUUUGCGUAGCCAGACUGUACUAUGAUCUUCUUCUUUGAAUAUUUGAAUCUACAACUGGGAGUUCCAAGAAAUGUUGAGUAAUGUACAUGAUGGGCGAUGCUGCUAAAAAAUUGUAUGGUGAGGAAACACUCAAUCAAUCAAUUGUAUCAUUGUAUGUACA
Messenger RNA from Amborella trichopoda, 5013 nucleotides. Lineage: Eukaryota; Viridiplantae; Streptophyta; Magnoliopsida; Amborellales; Amborellaceae. The record is from RefSeq and is a predicted model, not a curated record.